GGAGGUGCUGGAGAGUUUCGGCCGGUUGUCCUUCCACUGAGGAAAAAAAAAGAGGGUGUGAGCAAAAUUUACCUGGUCACCGUCACCUGGCGCCGUCCGUGUACAUGUUGUUUGUCGAAUUUCACUUUGACGAAGACGCGAAACGCUGGCUUCGCUCAGGAGUAAGACGGAGAAGGCUUUACAGGAUGCCAAGAACAUCCUGACUCGCAGCACCAGGAUGAGCGUGACAUCAUGGUUUCUGGUCAGCAGCUCGGGCACGCGCCACCGGUUGCCACGGGAGAUGAUCUUUGUCGGCCGGGAUGACUGCGAGCUAAUGCUGCAGUCUCGAAGUGUGGACAAACAGCACGCUGUGCUCAACUACGACCCAAACGCAGACGAGCACAUGGUGAAGGAUCUGGGCAGUUUAAAUGGGACAUUUGUGAAUGACCUCAGAAUUCCGGACCAGACAUACAUCACCCUCAAGCUUUCAGAUGUCAUUCGCUUUGGUUAUGAUGCUCAUGUAUAUAUCCUGGAGAAGAGUCAACACAAGGUGCCGGAGGAAGCUCUUAAACAUGAGAAGUACACCAGCCAGUUGCAGCUCGGUCUCAAAGCCCUGGAGGCCCGGGUGAAGGACAAGCAGCAGGUUCAGAGCCCAGAGAAGAGCAAAGAGACUGUUUCCAAUGUCAAGCUACCUCAGAAGGGUGAACGCAAAGCCCUUUCACUUACAGCUGCUACAGAUACACCGAUAUCCAAGCCAACUCCCCUUUAUGGGCAACCUUCCUGGUGGGGAGAGGAUGAAGAUCCAGCCACUAAAAUCCAGAACCCAAAUGGAAAAUCCACUGACCGACAAUCUCCAGAAUCUGGUAAAGAUAUUUCCAGAUAUGAGCUUGGCAGCUCUUUGUCUGACAAUCAGGGCAAGUCCAUCUUCUCCUAUCGCCGGGAUCCCAGCUACUUUGAGAUCCCCACAAAAGAGUUCCAUCAGCGACCUCCCAAGAAACGAGAUUUGCAAGUUCAGGAGGUUCCAACAAAGGACAUUCAAGAUCCCUCUGACCACGUCCCAUCCACCCCCACGCCUCCUGUGGUCCAAAGCCAUGCCUCCUUCACUAUCGAAUUUGAUGAUUGCACCCCAGGCAAAAUGAAGAUCAAGGACCAUGUCACUAAGUUCUCAUUCCGUCAGCAGCGUAAGCCUCCUCCUGCUGAGGCUGUGACCACGCCCACUGAGGUGAUGUCUGCUGAAAGUAAGGUUGCUGACUGGCUGGUUCAAAGUACUCCUAACAUGACGAGGAGAAGGUCACAGGGAGAAAACAUCUUCAGUGCCAACAGUGAUCCAUCACUUCUGAAGACUAUCAAGUCUACUCACUACGAAAACGGCACUGAAAUUGGUUCAGAAGAUCCCACAAUGAAUGAAAAGACUUUUCUCCAGUCACAAACUCCAGUUGGCACGCAGAUUUCACCUCAGCCUCAGAGAGUCUCCCCUGCACAGCGCUUUGCUGACCCAGAGCAGCCCUCCUCCUGCUCUCCUCCGGAGUCUCAAUCCAGUAGUAGCAAGGCAAAUCCUCACCGAGCCUUUGUCAUAGAAUUCCAUGAUGAACACUCUGAUGAUAACCCCAGAAGGAAACGUUCCCAGACCACCCUGUGUGAGCCUUCAAACCGUAGGGUCCAGCUUGACAAGACAAGGAAAAGCUCAAGUCCAACUGGGGAGAAGCAAGUCCAGCCUCCAGCCUUUAGCACUCCUCCAUCCCAACGGUACACUAUUCCUCUCAAAGCUCCUACUUCCACAGGUUCCCAGAGAACUGGCUCUCUGCGAAGGGAAAAGACAGAGGAACGGUUUAGCACUGGCUUUUCUUCACGGUCAUCAUCUGCUAUUUCUGUAAGGCCUUUUAGCAGUGUGGGCCGAAAAUCCAAACUGGCUAAAGAAUUUACUGCUGAAUGGCUCAAACAGGCAAAGCAGACGUCUUCUUCCAAUGAGGAAAAAAUGGCAUCUAGUCCACAAACAACAGCUGAAACUGAAACAUCGGUAGUCUCACAGCCUGUUCAGACUGUCACUAGUCCCCCUGGAGUUGAUGCUUCCCUUCUUCCCAAGACAUCCUCUCCUAUCCACCAGCCUGUUCCUCUAAUGGUGCCCAAGAUGCCUCUCGUCUGUCAGAGUGGAGAGGUGAAGAUGACCCAUAGCGGCCCUAGAAAGGUAGAAGAGGACACUUUAAGCGAUGCAGGAACCUACACCAUCGAAGCAGAUGUCCCGGAUAAGGAACUUGAAGAGGCACGGAACAAGAUUGAUAAGGUGUUUGGUGUUGUUGACAACCCAGAGCGAACCAACCACAGUGAAGCAGACACAUCAGCAACAUUUAGGCCUGUUAUUGUUGAGGGCAGGGAGCAGCAUAGGCAGAGUAGCAGUGGGGAGGUGAGGCCCGCUCCACAACAAGGAGCAAGUGGGGUGAAGGUUCAAAUAGCAGGUGCAGUGAUGCAGGGGGCUCCAAAAUGGAUGUCUUGCUGGGCGAGCUUGGUAGACGUGGAGUCUGGUCCUUCGUCUGGCCACUUUGAUAUGUUGUCCCACCAGAUGGAGCCGUCAGGAGGCGCACGGAGCACAAUCAUGGCCACACUCAGCCAAAAUCAUGACAGCGUCGGCUCCGAAAGCCCAAGAGCCCGACGCAUCCUGGGUGAGAAGCGUGACGUUCCAGCUCCCAGCAUUCAUAUUCACCAUGAUCCACAUUCAACGUUUGAUGUGGAGCAAAGCAACUUGGUGGCCACUACCUCUCCUGAUGGCAUUCAUAGAUUAUCAGUGCCUGAUGACGUAGAGCCUGAUAGUCUGAGUGAUGCCAGCAAGUCGGAUGAAGGUUCUAUCAUAGAGCAGCAGAGGAGGCCGCUGUCAGACAGAAAAAAUAAGGAUGAGGUAAUACAGGCUGACAAAUCAAAAACGUUCUACAUUGAUUCAGAAGAUGAUACCCCCCAGCCAGAAUAUGGAGCAGCAAACCCUCUCAACAACACUAUUGAAAAGACUGAAAAAAAACGUUCUACCAAAACCUUCUCAACAGCUACUUUGACCAAGCGCAGAGGGAGCCAGGAAUCAGGCAAAGUCAGGCCCAGCAUGUCAACUCCUAUUCUGGUCCAGGAAGCACAGAGCUCUGAGUCCAAGGACAGCUCAAUAUCUUCCUUAGUCAGACAAGAGAGCUUCACAAAGGAGCAGCCGAGCAGUUCCAGACUGCCCAACAUUUCUUCUUAUAGGGACCCUGAGCCUGACUUAUUCCGGCAAACCUGCAGCCAGGACACUCAUUCUUACCUCAAAGAGACCGAGGAUGUUCUGGCUGUUCUGGAGGCCAAGCUCCAAGCAGGCCAAUCAGAAACCACCCCAUCGCCAAUACCGGACUCCCUCUCUGGGGAGUCUGAUGUGGAUUCCUCCAGUACACUCAGCCAGCAGAGCAGUAGGACCAGGUCCAACCCACUGGCCAAAACCCCUCCGCUGACAUCUUCGGCCAGUAUAUCUGGUCACUACUCACACCACCAGUCUUCUGUUACGAACCAUCAACGACUAGAAAAGAGUGAGCUCUCCAGAAGACCAGUUGGACUAAGGCGUAGUUUUGGCAAAUGUGGCUCCGUGGACCUGACUGACGACCCUCACAGCUCCGGUGUUCUGUACUCUGAUCAGGAGUCAAACUCAACACAGGCCCGGAAAAAGUAUACCGUGCCCCUUAAGCGGGAGGAUACCAAGAUUUCAAGGGUGACCCAAACUUUGAACCGUGUCAAUAGCUUUUCAGCGCCAAGACCCACCCGGGCAUCCAUGCUCCGGCGAGCCCGCCUUGGUGAGGCCUCUGACAAUGAGACCACAGAGACAGACAGGCUCUCCCAGGAGGCGGUUAACGUCCCUGCUAAGGAAACCAAAAAACUCUCCAGGUGGGAUAUGCUGGCUAUGCCUCGCCGGCGGACAAGCUCCUUCCACACACCCAGUGACACGGAGAACUCCUCCGCUUCACAGUGGGGAGGAAAGAGCACAGGAUUCCCAAACCGUAAUACAGAGUCUGGAAACAACUCUGUUUACAAGACAAAACCCGUCGAAAGGCCGUUGAAGCCCUCCCUCACAAAGACACCCAUCACUCGUGGACGCUCCAGCAGUGCCAAAUAUGCCAGCAGCACAGCAAGCUCCCGGAGACGACAGAAGGGUUCUGGCUAUAUCUCCACAUCAGAUGAGGAGUACGACUCCAAUCAAAGCUCUGCUAAACACAAACGCUCCCAACCUUCCUCAGCCUCCCACAGUCCGCACCGGCCGCCUCGGCCCCAUCCGGUGGUCCCGCUGCACCUCAAACCCCCCAGCAAGGAUUCUGAGGAGGAGAACCAGGACAGGGAGGGCUUUAACAACUGGUCCACCCACAGUGCUGAGAUUGCACGCUUGAGUCAGGAUCUGGCCAAAGAUCUCGCCAUCUUGGCCCGAGAGAUUCAUGACGUCGCAGGAGAAGGUGACCCUCAGAACUUGACGGUGGAGAGUAGCGUACCCGUUUCUGCAGUGACAGCUCACGAAAAGCUUGUUCAACAUAUACCGGAGAUGGGAUUGAACUAUCAGAGAGUCCCGCCGAGUCUUUCUUCAGCAGCAGAACCUUACCUUAACUCAAGUGACCAGGAUCCGAACUCCACCCUGCAACCUCACAGCAGAGAGGAGGUCGCUGUGGAGGACCCUAUGCUGAAUCCAGUGUCUCAGGUCAUCAUGGCCAUCAGAGAGAACACGGAGCAGCUUUCUGAGAAGAUCAAGGUGCUGUUUCAUGAUAAAAUGGAUGUUUGGGAACAAAUAGAAGCUGAAGUUAAUUCCAACAGUGAUGGUCCUGUUGUCAAAGCAUCCAACAAGGAUAUUACUUCUAUUUUGAAAGAAUUAAGGAGAGUUCAAAGACAACUUGAGGUCAUAAAUACAGUCAUGGAGCCCAGUUGGCAGCCGGACGCUCGGUCCUCUGAGCCUGAGGUCACCUCGCUAGGGGUUCGCUCUUCCAGACCUGCGGCCUCUCGGGACUGGAGAACAGUCCACUCUGCCUCCAAGCGAGGAGGCGGUCGCAGGCCCGGUGAGAGCGUGCGGAGGGCUGCCGUGACGCCAGACGAUCUCAGGGAGGGACGCUUGGUUUGACAUCAGGGUCUGUUCGGCCUGAACGUCACAAAUGCAGGUGUCGCGCUUUGAAGGAAGGAAGUGAAAAUGAGCACGAUGGAAAAGUGGAAGUGAUACUGACUACUGAAAUACAUUAAAACACCACAGAGAUGCAACACGCAGUCUGAGAAGAGGACUUUCUGAAUAAGUUUCAUCAUCAAAAUCCCUCAACACUACUUGAUUGUGUGUGUUAUUUGCCAGUAAGUUGACCAAUACAGCUGACUGUUUUUCAAGCUUGAUCAGAAUGAAUUGGGGGGGGGGGGCAAAAAAAAAAAAAAAACAAGGAAUCAACUCAGGGAACCAGACUAAAAUUUGUUUGUGUUCUUUGAUAAAUCACAUUGUGAAAAUAAGGUUAGUUUUAAGCUUGUGCAAUUCUCUUGCUUGUAUUUUUCCUUUAUAAAUGUUCUUUCAUGUCUAUGUCAACUAUUUAUAUUUUGUAAGACAAUCAUGUUUUGUCUCCCGGAUGUCAUGUUGGGGAGAUAGUGGACGAUGCAAUCACAUCAGUUAUUCCUUCCAAAUGAAUAAAAGGAAAGUAACCUAAUAACACAAGUGACUGUAAAACUUGAGCUGUAAUGCAUUAAAUGUGCUGUUGUUUCUGA
Phycodurus eques (leafy seadragon) is the source of this 5697-nucleotide messenger RNA. It is a transcript of the gene cep170ba, whose product is annotated as centrosomal protein 170Ba. Gene Ontology annotation, molecular function: protein binding. Bases 218 to 5080 code for a protein of 1620 amino acids. The transcript has 19 exons. NCBI's taxonomy places the organism in Eukaryota, Metazoa, Chordata, Actinopteri, Syngnathiformes, Syngnathidae. The record is from RefSeq and is a predicted model, not a curated record.